ACUAUUUCCUUUACGUUCUAAAAAUAACUAGUUAUCGUUACAAGUUAUUGACUUUAAAAAGUAACUAGCUACAAAUAUUGUUACUUAAAAAAUAACGAGAAGUUACUCUUCAAUUACUUUUUUAUUUUUUUUUUGUAAUGUUUUAAAGCAUUGCUAAUUAAAAUACAGAAUUCUUAUAUUUCUAACAUUAAUCAACCAUUUUAUUUUUAUUGGAACAUGUUGUCAAAUUUAGAGAUGCUAUUGUUUGAAAUUCAGUGAAGAACAAAGAUAAAAUUACUUCUGUGUCGAUUUUUGUGUCAUUUAUAGAAAAACAUUUUACGUAAAGAGGCAUUUUUAAUUGUGUAAGAUGCAUAUAACAUAUCUAUAUUAAUUAUAAGUACACAUAAAAAGUAUAUGAACUGGGUUCUAAAUUUGAAUUUCUCUCAAAAAUAUGACUAGAUAUAGAACGUAGAUCCAAAGGCAUUCUGAGUAACAUAGAUAUCAUAAAGAUCAUUAAAGAAAAAGAUAAGUUUACAUUUACGUAUUAUACAAUUUUCUUAAAAAAAAAAAAUGAAAAUAAUGUAGCACGCAGUGAUAGGCAAUAUACAAUAAAGUAUAUACUCUAAAUCCAAGUGUGUAAUUUUUACACACUUAAGUGUGUAAUGCGAUUAUUACUAGAAUACCAUACGUAUUUAAAUUCAUUACUGAAAAUGACUUAAUAUAUGACCAAAAUGUUUGUAAUUUGUAAAUUAUUAAAGUUAUUUAUUUUUAAAGACUAGACCAAAUAAUGAAUGUAAUUCUCAAUUUUGAAAAAAAGAUUCGCAGCAUUCUGUUAAGCAUCCCAUGCAAAGUGGACUUUAUGGAUCUGUUCCAAAUUUUAGAACGAAUGUACCUCCUUACGAAAACGAUGCGCUAUUAGAGUACUUCGUUUUCUAUAAAUAAUUACGAUCGAUACUCCGAUGCUACUCCAGUUUAUCAAAAAAUACUGUCAUCUACUCAAAACAGUUGGACGGAUGUCUCAUCCAUAUAAAAACAAGCAAUACUCAAUCUCCUUUUAGCAAAGAUCGAUUUUAUACUUUACUUCUAUCUUCUCAAAAACCAACAAAUCAGCCGAUUUAUCAGAAAGAUAAUCACUCAAAAUUAUCUUCAAAAACGUCAGUCGACGAACUCCCUGUUGCUAUAAAUUCAUACAAAAAUGAUUCUUAUAAAAGUUCCACAAAACUAUCCAGUUUAAAUGAUCAAUUAUUAUCGAGCACUCCGUAUUGGCCAAAAACUUUGACGAUUGGUCAAACAUAUAAACAAGAGGAAAAUUUUAAUUCUAAACCAACAAAGGUAAGGUACAAAGCGUUACUAUCGUCAGCGAAACAAUCGGAACGGUCCACCAUCCUGGUCAUUCCGGAUAUAUAUCUCAACACAAAGUUACUAGCAAAAUUCCAAGAUCGUUGGCACAACAGAUAGAGAGCAAUGCACCAAUUACCAAGAAAGCUAGACAGUAUUACUACGAGAGGAAUGUGUUGCAUCGAUACAGUCGAGCAAAUUCCUAAAAAUAAUCUCUACUUGGAGAAACGUGAGGGAACAUUCGUUCAGGAUCAAGAAACGAAAUCUGAGAAGAUUGCAAUAAAAGAAUCGGUUAUUGAUAAUCCUGCAAAUUCUAAAGUGAAUCAAAGCGACAAAGGUGAAUUGACACCUACGCCGCCUGUUAUCACUGAUCAGGAGAAUAAUCGCAAAGGUGACGUAGUGGACGACCUCCAACAGACUUCAACAGCUUUCUCGGCAGACAUCGAAAGUGUUGCACCGACUGACGUUUCUAACACAGAAUGACUCAUUGGAUGAAUUUGCAAGAAGAUCUGAAUUUAUUGUCAAUGUUGAAAAUAUCUACAGUUCCAUCCGAUGAAUCCGCGAGUACCAAGGAAUUACCUAAGCCUAUUAAAUCGCAAAGUCAAGCUACUUAAAGUUCUACGCUUCUUAAUUCAUCCUCAGUACUUUCGAUUCUCGAAUGAAAUGGAAACGAUUUCAGAAUUACUUUACUUAUUAUUGAAUAUCGUCUAAUUCGUUUACAAUUUUGAAAAAGUACAUCAAUUUUAAUCCAACAGUAUACAUAUACACAUAUAUAAAUUACAAAAUAUUUAUUUUAUAUUUUAGGUUUUAUUCUUAUUUAGUAAAUAUAUAUUAUCACAUUUAAUAAAGUAUUUAUAUCUUUACGUGCUAAUGUUUCAAAGUACUUAUUUGCAAGCUUUUAUGUGUAAAAUAUCAUCAUAAUUUUAUUAUGACACUUUUAAAUUAUCUUAAAUGAACAACUCUGAAUAUUUAUAAAUAAUUGACUUUGCUUUACUGAUAAUAUAUCUAAUUUAAGAAAAUCAGUCAUAUAAAUAUAUAAAAAUAGUAUAAAAGAAUUAAAAUCAUGCAUCAAAUACGUGUAUAUACAUAUAUAAUAUGUAGUGCUGUACUUAUAAUUGUGCAUUAGUGAUUAUUCACUAUUUUUCAGUGAGUCUGAUUAAAAAAAAGGUACUCUCAUUGAAAAUACCGAAUGUCAUGUGAAAAACAAUAUAUUGCAUUACUGAAUAAAAUAGUUACAAAUAUAUCAUUGAAAACAGACUAUUCACUGUCUUUCAGUAGUAAAUAAUACACUGAUUCCAAUUUAGAAAGUAUAUCUUCUACUUUAGUUAAUUGUAUGUCAAGUAGUAGAUUGUCAAAUUAAUUUACUCACCAAUUGUUGUUGCUGCUGAUGCUAUUGCAUUCCCU
Solenopsis invicta (red fire ant) is the source of this 2721-nucleotide messenger RNA. RefSeq lists its product as uncharacterized. Lineage: Eukaryota; Metazoa; Arthropoda; Insecta; Hymenoptera; Formicidae. The coding region runs from base 1444 to 1800 and encodes 118 amino acids. The transcript is spliced from 2 exons. The record is from RefSeq and is a predicted model, not a curated record.